This is a messenger RNA of Alternaria infectoria, 1065 nucleotides long. RefSeq lists its product as uncharacterized. Bases 1 to 1065 code for a protein of 354 amino acids. The record is from RefSeq and is a predicted model, not a curated record. Lineage: Eukaryota; Fungi; Ascomycota; Dothideomycetes; Pleosporales; Pleosporaceae. The transcript has a single exon.
AUGGACGCAAUCAGCUUGCUACCACCGGCCCAGACCACCAACACCACGGUGGUCACUACGACAAAAACUACCGCUACCGCGACAACGACCAUAACAACAGUCACUACAGUCACCACCACGACGCCUCAGGGCACAAGCGUCUUCACACCCUUUCGCUUCCUCGACUUGCCUGUCGAACUCCGAAUCAUGGUGUACGAAGAGCUGGUGGUUGUUGGCAAGGUCUUCUACACGCCCGACGACUACGCUAUCGAGAAUGAGAAGCGCUUUGAAGACUGGAAGUCUUAUCGAACCCCGGAAAUGGCCAUUCUGCGGACUUGCAAGCAAGUUCACGACGAAGCUGAAGAAGUCUAUCUGGGGAAGAACUUGUUCGUACUCCCGGACCAGUGUACGAAGAGGCAACCACUUGCAGGAUCGGGUCUAUGUUCCAAUGCUGCUCGCAAAGACGAGAACAUCAGCCAUAUACCGUUUCACGACCGGUGGCUGUUCUCCGAUGCAGCUUCUCGUCUGGUUAAGAAUAUCAGCGUAGCUAUUAGCAGACGUUCCGAUGAAACCUUGUGCCCAUACGCUUACGACCACUCGCUUUGGGAAGAGGAUGGCGAAUUCGACAGCAUGGUUUCCACCGCCCGUCUUAAUUGGGUACAUGAUUGCGCGACAGACAAUAUGGCAAACGACUUGGAUGACUAUAUCGAUGAUCUGUCCAAGUUCUUCAGAAACGGCGAGAAGCUUCCAUUGAUCCGCCUCAACUAUCUUGAGUUCGAUGUGACCAAUGCAUACUGCCCAAUAGGAUGUUGUCGAACGGCCUGGUUGAUCUGGGGGCCACUGCUGAAACUAUGGCCAGAAAAAACAACGUUUUUGGGAGUGAGAAACGCAGAGGGAAAAGUUACCAUUAUGGACUCUGUGAUGGACUUCUUUUACGAUGUGCCGCCGCAAGAGUUCCCCGAGAAGCUCAGGGUGAAGUUUGGAGCGAAUGAGGACGUUGAUGAGGAAGAUAUGAGGAAGGUGUUGGGCGUGGUCUUCAACCCAAAGAAGGCGUACUGGGAGCAGUGGAAGGUUGAGACCAAGUAA